Conger conger (European conger) is the source of this 1582-nucleotide messenger RNA. RefSeq names its product methyltransferase 15, mitochondrial 12S rRNA N4-cytidine (gene mettl15). The coding region runs from base 183 to 1391 and encodes 402 amino acids. Lineage: Eukaryota; Metazoa; Chordata; Actinopteri; Anguilliformes; Congridae. Gene Ontology annotation, biological process: rRNA base methylation. The record is from RefSeq and is a predicted model, not a curated record. The transcript is spliced from 6 exons. Gene Ontology annotation, molecular function: rRNA (cytosine-N4-)-methyltransferase activity.
AACUGUCAAUAGCAUGCUCCAUAGCCGAAAGCUCUAGUAGCCAAAGCUAAACUGAAACUUGUACUCGUGUGCAGUGGAUCAAUGCACAGAGACCGUGUGUUGUCCCCACUAUUUAGCCAGCUUGAUAAUCAGUCAGCAAUCCAGCCUCACUGCUUGUUACAAUAUUCUUUGGAUUGUACCUGAUGUACUGGAUUGUUACUUCCCUCCGUGUCACUGCUGGGCCUUUCAUUAGCCCAUGGAAAGCAGUUUUUGCUAAGCCCAGAGCCAAGCAGACUCUGUGCGGGUGUUGGAAGAUGUCACAGUUGUCAACGAGCCCCCACACCUUCACAAGAAAGAGCUCUGUACAACAGGACAGCGGGCCGGGGAGCGCCGUGUCUGCGGGCGGGGCGCUGCACACACCUGUCAUGAUAAAAGAGGUGCUGCAGUGGUUGGGCCUCCAGCCAGGACAGGUUUUCCUGGACAUGACCUUUGGAGCAGGGGGUCACACCAAGGCAGUUAUGAAUGCUACACCAGACGUGACUGUGUAUGCUUUGGACCGUGAUCCAGUGGCUUUUCAAAUUAUCCAGCAGCUCUCUGAACAGCACCCAGGCCAGAUCAACUCAUUGCUUGGGCGGUUCAGUGAGCUAAGCGCCCUGCUGUCCGCGCGUGGAGUUGAGCCCGGCAGUCUGGAUGGUGUUCUGCUGGAUGCAGGCUGCUGCUCCAUGCAGCUGGACUGCCCAGAGAGAGGCUUCUCCCUCAGCAGGGACGGGCCCCUGGAUAUGAGGAUGGAUGGAAACAGGUGCCCCGCCAUGCCCAACGCUGCUGACGUGGUGAAUGCCUUAGAUCAACAUGCGCUUGCGUCCAUCCUGAGCACGUACGGGGAGGAGCGGCAUGCCAGGAAAAUAGCUUCAGCGAUUGUGGAGGCACGCUGCAUCUAUCCCAUCCGCCGGACCCAGCAGCUGGCCAGCAUUGUGGCAGGAGCGUUUCCCGCUGGUGCACUGUACGCCCGUAGAGACCUGCUCCAGCGCCCCGCUCACCUGGCCACCAAGACUUUCCAGGCGCUCCGCAUCUUCGUGAACGACGAGCUGAACGAGCUGUAUGCCGGCUUGCAGGCCGCCCAGGCCUUUCUCCGGCCCGGGGGGCGACUGUGUGUCCUCACCUUCCACUCCCUGGAGGACCGCACGGUCAAGCGCUUCCUGCAGGGCCUGGACCCGUCCGCCCCGCCCUGCCGCGGCCUGCACCGGAGGACCCGACCGGGUGCGGAGGCAGGGCCAGGGCACGAAGAGGCAGAGCCAGCCUCCAGCGCUGACUGGGCUAUUCUGCACAAGGGCGUGAUCACGCCCCACAGGGAGGAGGUGCAGGCAAACCCACGGGGACGGUCAGCUAAACUUCGGGUGGCCUGUAAAUUAUAGAGAUCUUUUGUGUUUUUUUGGCUACCAGAAUAGAUCUGUGUAGCUGGAGAUACUUUUGUUACUUUUGUUUUGUCUUCAGUUUUUUUUUUUUUUGUCAUUUUGUUAUUUUAAAUGUUGUAUUAUUGUAAUGUAAUCAGAUUGUAAUCACUUGUGUUCACACUAGUCAGUGAAAUAAAUGGAAAUCCUUUCAA